AUGCUCGAAAAAAAGUUGAACGAGAUUCGAAAGUUUACCGUCAGAGCAGACGACGUGUGGGUCAUAUCUUGGCCACGAUCAGGAACGACCUGGGUCCAAGAAAUUGUUAUUUAUGUAGUGAGGAACCCUAAAGACAUUCUUAUCUCGUAUUACAGUUUCCUAAAAAUGCUAACACCAUUGAAAUUUGAAGGAACAUUUGAAGAAUUCUGUGAUAGAUUCACUAAAGACAAAGUUUACUACUCACCCUGGGGAAAACACGUGAGGGAUGCCUGGGAAUUGGAGAAAGAAGGAGCCAAUCUACUCAUUGUGAAAUAUGAAGAUUUACAUAAGGAUCUAGCUGCAAACAUUGAACGUAUUGCCAAUUUUCUCAACAAGAAGCUCAGUCGUGAGCAAGUGGCUGCAAUUUGUCGCCAUUGCCAGUUCCAGAAUAUGAGACAGAACAACAGUGUCAAUUAUUCGUGGUGGGACGAUUAUGGAAUCAGGGAUAAAACUCAGUCACAAUUCCUCAGAAAAGGGCAAGUUGGUGACUGGAAAAAUCACAUUACUGCAUUUAUAAGUCGAAGGAUUGAAAAAAUGGUUCAGGAUAGUUUAACUAUAUAUUUUUCUGUCUCGACAUCUAUCUACUACUGUCUACUUCAAUCUAUCUAUCUAUCUAUCUAUCUAUCUAUCUAUCUAUCUAUCUAUCUAUCUAUCUAUCUAUCACUGUCUACUUGUAUCUAUCUAUCACUGUCUAUUUCUGUCUAUCAUUGUCUACUUCUAUCUAUUACUAUUAUCUCCUUCUAUCUAUCUAUCUACCUAUCUAUCUCUGUUCUGUCCGAUCUGCUUCAAUGGCAUAGCCAUCGGGAGUGUGAGUAUCGACCAACGUUGUUACGCCCCUUCCACCUGUCGGCCGUCGUUAAUGAGCGUUACUUCGGCCCGAGUUCCGAGUUGACAGAUUGGUCGCGGUAG
This is a messenger RNA of Acanthosepion pharaonis, 948 nucleotides long. NCBI's taxonomy places the organism in Eukaryota, Metazoa, Mollusca, Cephalopoda, Sepiida, Sepiidae. The record is from the annotation of a GenBank genome assembly.